Molecule: messenger RNA, 3199 nt
Organism: Drosophila grimshawi
Lineage: Eukaryota; Metazoa; Arthropoda; Insecta; Diptera; Drosophilidae
Exons: 11
Coding region: 1-3144 (1047 amino acids)
Source: RefSeq, a predicted model, not a curated record
AUGAAGGAGAGUGUUACCAUUCUCACUGGAAAAACACUGCUAAAGAAAUAUGAGAGCAUCGCCUCUCCCCAACCUGGGGGCGAAAGAUGCGCUGCUGCUGCGGAUGCUGCUCUUGCUGGCAGCGACGCCAAUGCUGGCAGCAGAACCAGCAGCGGGAAAAGAGCUCUUUGGCGAUAUACACGUUUCGGGCGAAUUCGAAUUACUCAGUCAGACACGAGAGCGUCAGCAGCAUCUUUGCCAGCGCGAAUUGCCACACACAAGGAAUUGCCGGUGCGUGGAAAUGGCUCUACAAUUUAUUAUCAUCGGAUUGAGCAGUGCUGCGAGGGUUAUCGCCCGGACCCGUACAGCGGCCACUGUGUGCCGGACUGUGAGCAGACCUCGCCGUACGGCUGUCGCAAUGGCUUCUGUCGUGGACCACAGCGCUGCGAGUGCUUUGCGGAGUUUGUGCGCAAUGAGCAGGGCGCCUGUAUUCACACCUGCCCUAUUGCCUGCCAACACGGUAGGUGCUAUCUGAAUGGCACCUGUGCCUGCCACACCGGCUACACGCUGGACGAGGAGACGCACCUCUUCUGUCGCGCCCACUGCCCGAAGGGUUGUGGUACGCACGAAGAAUGCAUUGCUCCUGGCAAAUGCGACUGUUCCGCCGGCUAUCGACGCACCGCGGAGCUGGGCUGCCAGCCCAUUUGUGCGCCAGACUGCGGCCACGGCAAGUGUGUGGCACCCAAUCAGUGCGAGUGCUUCCCGGGCUUUAUGAAACGACCGCAGCGCAAUGUUUGCGAGGCCAAGUGCUACAUCAACUGUGAAAACGGGUUCUGUGAGUCGCGCUUGACGUGCCAUUGUCGUGCGGGUUAUCGAUUCGAUGGCAACACCACCAGCUGCCUGCCCGUCUGCCCGGAUAACUGUGGCCACGGCAAUGGCGUCUGUAUUGCACCCGGCAUUUGUCGCUGCUUUCAGGGCUACGAGCUUCGGGGCAGCAGCUGUGAGCCCAAGUGCGUAGGCAACUGCGGUUAUUAUGGCAAAUGCCUGGCGCCGAACGUGUGCGGCUGUGGUCCGGAUGGGCAGCUAUGUGUACAAGGCAGCUGCGAUGCCACAGGACAUUGUCAGUGUGCCACUGGAUGGACGCACUACGUCGGCCAGUGCGUAGAGCCGCAAAACAUAAUGCAGUUGGUGAGCAACGAGAGGCAGCGCAGGAAACAUAAUGAAGACUUCAAAUACGAGUUCAAUACACUGAUUGGGCGUAUAUUUAUUUGGGACCGAUCUGGUCUUGUUGAUAAACAGGGCCGUCUCAUCCAGAAUCUGUGGAGCACGAGUCGCUUGGUUCAUCGACUGGACAUAGUGGCCCGAGUAUGCUUCACCGCCCUGAUAAGUCUCGGCAGGCACAAAGUUGGAAUAGCUGCCAUAAUUGCUAUAUUGGGUCUGGGAAUUAAAUUGGGUCUGGUUGAACUCGCUGGUGCCAUUGCUAGACAGCAGCAGAUUGCCCGAAGCCGGUAUUGGCUGGCGAGUCUUGAUGCCCGCCGUCUUGUACUGUGCCUCGCCAGUGCCGCAGAGUGCGAGCAGCAGCGUUCUCACACCAACCAUCUGUUCGAUUCGAUCAUGCCGGCGGAACCCAGUAUAAAGUGCCUGCCCAGUAGCAAAUCGAACUCGUGCAUUAGUGAGGCAUUCACUCGCAAUGGAUUCAUGGAGGCAGCUGCCAUUCAUGCGUUUUUUAAAGCCGGGAAAGCAUUCGCACUGAUUGGGGGCCACACAGUGACCAUAGCCACAGUCCGGAAUGCACAUGGGCUGGCAGCCGAGGGCAUUCGAUUCGCGCAGACCACGGGCAUAGCCCUCGGCGCAGACGCACUUACCCGGCUCGAGGCAGAUCUCGUUGUGACCACAGGUGGCAUUGCACUGCGGCUGGCAGAAGCGUUGCGAUCCAUCCAACUCGAAGCCCUUCUCGCACCUGCAGGUGCCAUUCAAAUAGCACUGGCCGUGUGGGCACCCCAGCGGGCAGGUGGGCACACAGUUGUUCCGAUAGUUGAGCACGAAGUCGUCGAAGCAUUGGCAGCGUCCACCCGGCAGACAGAAGCCAUUCUCCUGGCACCGCUCACCACAAUCCGGCACACACCUGCUCCAGUCGUACUCGUAGCGUCGCCAGCCCUUGCAGCACACCUCGAUGACAUUAAAGUGCGGUUUUCAAACAUUAAAAUGCGCCUACUUACUCAAGGCCAGAAACUAAUCUUGCUGCUGUGCUUCGCCAGGAUUGGAGCGAAUGAGCCUCGCAAUCAGGGAUCGGAAUUCGAUGCGCCUAUGCAAUAUAAUAACAGACGAUUCACCUCGAAUGUGAACAGAUAUCAGACUCCCCACCCGCUUUAUCAGCGUCCUGGUGACAUAAACUUCUAUGUGGACGGGACUGCAGUCUAUGUGAACGGGACUGCAGUCCAGCAGCCACGGAGGCGUGAAUAUAUGCUGCGUAUUCACGAGAGUGUGUCCAGCCGGGCACUGCACAAGUGUCGCAUUUGGGUGCCAGCAGAGUCGGUGUCCAAGUAUCCGCUUGCGAAUCUCAUACAGACGGACAUGGCCAACAAGUUGUCCUCCAUUGAGGUCUGCUGCACCGGUUAUAUGCCCACCCGGCUGAUGGGCGUCACCGUCUGCCGGCCCAUUUGUGGCUGUCAGAAUGGUGGUUGCCGUCGUCCUGGCGAGUGCGACUGUUACGAGGGCUUCGUGAAAAACGAUAAUGGAGACUGUGUGUUCGCGUGUCCAAUUGGCUGCCAAAAUGGUCGCUGUUAUCUUGACGGCAGUUGCCAAUGCGACGCGGGCUAUAUGCUGGACGAGACACGACGCUUCUGCCGACCCAUCUGCAGCAGCGGGUGCGGCAAUAAUCCGCGACACAACUGCACCGAACCGGAGGUAUGCAGCUGCGCCAAGGGCUAUCAGCUAACCAACGAUGGAUGCCAGCCCAUUUGUGAACCCGAUUGCGGCAUCGGUGGCCUUUGCAAGGGCGACAAUGAGUGCGACUGCGGUCCGGGCUACACGCUCAAGGAUGGCGUCUGUCAAAACGAUUGCUAUCAAAAAUGCAAUAAUGGAAUUUGUGUGAGUCGUAAUCGUUGCAUCUGUGAUCCCGGCUUUACAUAUCACGAGCAGUCCACGACCUGCGUACCUGUUUAACAGCCAGUAAUAAUAAUAUUUGCUUGCUUUAUUAAAAUUAAAAAUAUAUACAGUG